GAUGUGAAAGAGUUCAUUGCCACAGAUGUUAGCUUUGGUAAAAUCCCUUACCUCAUGGGCCUGGACUCAGCUGAUAUGCUGAAAGCUCUGUGCUACCCAAGAGUGAAGGUUGGAAAUGAGAUGGUCACCAAAGGUCAAACCAUGACACAGGUCAACAAUUCUGUCGGUGCUCUGUGUAAGUCUAUCUAUGAGAAGAUGUUCUUGUGGAUGGUCAUCCGUAUCAAUGAGAUGCUGGACACAAAGCAGGCAAGACAGUACUACAUUGGAGUGUUGGAUAAUGCUGGAUUUGAGAUCUUUGAUUACAACAGCUUGGAGCAACUCUGCAUCAACUUCACCAAUGAGAAACUGCAACAGUUUUUCAACCACACCAUGUUUGUUCUGGAUCAAGAGGAGUACAAGAAAGAAGGCACUGAGUGGGAGUUUAGUGACUUUACAGCUCUACCAGAAUUCUUCAAACAAACUGCUGACCUACCUGUAUGCAUCGCAUGCAGCAGCCGAUGUGAUGAAUUAUUGAUCAUUAUGUUGAAGGUGCGUGACUUGGAAGAUGAAGUUGAGGUCAAACAGAGAUGUGGAGCUGAUUUUGUUAAAGGAGUCCGCAAAUAUGAGAGGAGAGUGAAGGAGCUGACCCACCAGGUGAUUCCUGAGUCCCACGUCAACAAGCUGAGAACCAAGAGUGAUGCUGGAAAAGGAACAUGA
Molecule: messenger RNA, 696 nt
Organism: Micropterus dolomieu (smallmouth bass)
Lineage: Eukaryota; Metazoa; Chordata; Actinopteri; Centrarchiformes; Centrarchidae
Product: myosin heavy chain, fast skeletal muscle-like
Exons: 6
Coding region: 55-696 (213 amino acids)
Biological process (GO): vesicle transport along actin filament; actin filament organization
Cellular component (GO): cytoplasm; actin cytoskeleton; myosin complex
Molecular function (GO): ATP binding; microfilament motor activity; actin filament binding
Source: RefSeq, a predicted model, not a curated record